Maylandia zebra (zebra mbuna) is the source of this 1334-nucleotide messenger RNA. NCBI's taxonomy places the organism in Eukaryota, Metazoa, Chordata, Actinopteri, Cichliformes, Cichlidae. The record is from RefSeq and is a predicted model, not a curated record.
AUGGGGGAUGUAUGGCAGAUACUUGGAAGGCUGGAAGACUCGCAGAGUCGGGGCUCCUCCAGGAACGGUGGACGAGGAGGGCGUAACGAGCCUCUGAAAAAAGAUCGUCCCAAAUGGAAGAGUGACUACCCGAUGACGGAGGGCCAGCUACGGAGCAAGCGGGAUGAGUUUUGGGACACGGCGCCGGCCUUCGAGGGCCGCAAGGAAAUCUGGGAUGCUCUGAAAGCAGCCGCUGUGGCCUUGGAGUGUAACGACCAUGAAUUAGCUCAGGCUAUAGUGGAUGGAGCCAGCAUCACACUGCCACACGGUACCCUGACAGAGUGUUACGAUGAACUUGGGAACCGCUACCAGCUGCCCGUCUACUGCCUGGCACCACCCAUCAACCUCAUCUCAGAGCGUAGUGACGAAGACCCCAGUGACAGCCCUGAACCCCCAGCAGCAUCCAAGAAGGAAUUCCAGCUCAAGGUGCGGCUGUCCACAGGAAAGGACUUGCGUCUCAGCGUCAGCAUGGUUGACACCAUAGGCCAGCUGAAGAAGCAACUGCAAGUCCAGGAAGACAUCGACGCCGUUCACCAGCGCUGGUUCUUCUCCGGGAAGCUGCUCACGGACAAGACACGGCUGCAAGACACUAAGAUCCAGAAGGACUUUGUGAUCCAGGUCAUCGUCAACCCACAGGCACUCCAAGCCCCCAAACCAUCACCGCCGACAACCACCGGCUCCUCACCUGUGCCCGAGUAACCGAGGACCAUCAGAGGAGCGAUGCAGUCUGUGAUGGACCAGAGGUGCCUCCCAAUGCUGGAUAACUUAUUCUUCUUGACAAAAGCUACUGUUACUGAAAGAGAAAUAAACUGUGAGGGUGAAACAAACAAAAACAGACAAAGAAGAAACUGAAAAGUGCUGCUUUUUUUCCCCCUUUUUUCUAAAUGUCCCUGUGUGUGCACGUGUGUGUUUUUUUUGGGGGGAUCUGCUGAGUCGUUCCAGUCAUCACACUAACCAGAGAUGCCUGUCAUCGUUGCAUAUUAAAGCAGAGCUCCUCGCGCUGGUGUGCAAGCCUUUUCUCAGUGCACAGAACGUGCACAUCAGAGCUGCACAUGCAGACUCUGCCUUUGCCCUUUAGCCUGCUAACACAGUGCCAACAGAGGAACUGCAGAGGCGUUGGUUCUAGAGCAUAUUUCUGCUAUGACACCUAUAAACUCAGCACUGUUGCUCUCUUUCUCCUCCACAGAAACAGGAAAGGAAAGCAGUAAAAAAGAAACGUGCUGAAUAUUCUUCUUCUUUUUCCUUUCCCUUACUGAGGAAAUAAAGUCAACUGGGCUUUUUUUUGCACAUUUAAA